AAUACAUUGAAAUAUCCAAAAAAAAGUUCCUAUUGAAAGAUUUAAAAUUACAUUGAAAUUCGGUGAUUCAUGACUAAAUUGGUAAUUUUCCCAAUCUUGUCUGGUCUUCCCUUCCCUUGCUCUUUCCCAGCUCUUUCCUAAUUCCCAAUGAUUAAAACCGGUUCAUCUUCAAGAUUCAACUAUCCAUCUGAACUUCUAUUGAUCGAUUCAAUCUCGAUCCUCUCAGACAUCAAACAGUAAGAUGAAGAACAUGAAACCACUACCUCUUUUAUUCCUCUUCAUCUCUGUCCUGCUCGAAGUACUCACGGUCUUAGUCACCGGUAACAACAUUGGUGUAUACUCGCCGAUUAAUGAUAUCGCCGUCAACUGCGGCUCCUUCGGCAACUCCUCUAUGUCUGAGCGGACUUGGAUCGGAGACGCCGAGGAUGGUUCGAACUACUCUCCAAUUGAUGAAUCUCAUUCUUCUAUCAUUGCAAGGGCAAGAGGUUCACCUUCCUCUGGCUACAACCUCAUCAUAUACGAGACUGCUCGUCUCUCCCCCUCCGAAUUCGUCUACACCUUCCACCUCACCGCCGGGCCCAAAUUUGUUCUCCUCCACUUCUUCCCCUCGGAUUACCUCAACUUCAGCCGUGCCGAUUCAUUCUUCUCGGUCAGGGCCAACGGCUACACUCUGCUCCGCAACUUCAGCGCUUCCCUCUUUUCCGAUCAUACCGGCUUCACGAGCUUCCACAAAGAGUUCUGCUUAACUGUCGGAGCUGACCAGAUACUGAACGUUACGUUUGCUCCCACUCCUGGUAAUUCAGAUGCGUAUGCUUUCGUGAAUGGAAUAGAAGUCAUUUCCAUGCCCGAAAGUCUCUACUACAACACCGUCAUCGACUCAAACGAGGGAAUCAAGUUGGCAGGUCAGGUGACGCCGUACACCUUCAGUACUGCUGAUGCUCUCGAAGCGGUGAAGCGCUUGAACAUGGGAGGACAGUUUAUUGGCUCAGCUGGUGACACGGGAAUGUACAGGACCUGGGACGCAGAUGAUGUCUAUGUGACUAGUUCGAACAUCGGAGCUUUACCUGUUAACACGACUAUCCAACUCAAUUACAGUGACCAAGUGCCAAAUUAUACGGCUCCAGAUAGCGUAUACCGAACGGCAAGGACUAUGGGAACGGACAAAAGAAUCAAUCUGAGCUACAACCUCACGUGGUCCGUCGAGGUGGAUACGAACUUCUACUACUUGGUCCGGUUACACUUUUGCGAAUUCCAGAUAGAGAUAAAUAAGCCCUUAGAUAGGGUUUUCGAGAUUUUCAUAGAUUCACAACUGGUCGAGGGUCAUGCGGAUGUCAUUAGUUGGAGCGGGAAGGGCAUGCCCGUCUAUAGAGAUUAUGCGGUAGCCCUAUAUCACGGCCAAAAGAAAAGAACCAACCUCUCGGUCGCGAUGGGCGCGCUUCCAGAUGGUUCUACUCUUUACUCUGAUAGCAUCUUGAAUGGCCUCGAGAUAUUCAAGAUCAACGAUCCAGACCGGAAUCUCGCAGGGCUGAACCCAGAUCUAGUCACAGAUAAACAGCCAGUGCCUCCGCCGAAAAGCAAAGCGUCAUCGAACCUCGGCAAAGCAACAAAGAUUGCCAUCGUUGCUGGCGUAGCUUCGGGCUUCACCGUGCUCUCUCUCCUGGCUUUCUUCAUUUACUGGCGACAAAACAGAGGGAAGGAUUCGGCCUUGAACGAUGGCACCUCAUGGUGGGGCCCGGUUUCUAAUGCGACAACCAGGUCGACGACAACCCAGGUGUCGUCCCUGCCAUCAGAUCUGUGCCGCCACUUCUCGCUGGCCGAGAUCAGAGCGGCCACGAACAACUUCGACGAGGUUUUUAUUAUUGGUGUGGGUGGGUUUGGCAACGUGUACAAGGGCUAUGUUGACGGGGGCACCACCCAAGUGGCGAUCAAGCGGCUGAACCCGCGGUCGCAGCAGGGCCUCCACGAGUUCAUGACCGAGAUCGAGAUGCUCUCGCAGCUUCGGCACCUCCACCUGGUCUCUCUGAUCGGGUUCUGCAACGACGCGGGAGAGAUGAUAUUGGUGUAUGACUACAUGGCGCGCGGGACUUUACGUGACCAUCUCUACAACACCGAUAAUCCCCCCCUCCCCUGGAAGCAGCGCCUCCAGAUCUGCACGGCAGCCGCGCGUGGGCUGCAAUACCUCCACACCGGUGCCAAGCACACCAUCAUACACCGCGACAUGAAGACAACCAACAUCCUACUCGACGACGAGUGGGUUGCCAAGGUGUCUGACUUUGGGCUCUCGAGGUUCGGGCCCGCAAGUGUGUCCAGGACGCACGUCAGCACUAUCGUGAAGGGCACCUUCGGGUACCUAGACCCGGAGUACUGUAAGCGCCAGCAGCUGACUGACAAGUCCGACGUCUAUUCCUUCGGUGUGGUGCUAUUCGAGGUGCUGUGUGCAAGGCCCGUCGUGAACCGAACGGCCCCGAAGGAGAAGAUCAACCUGGUCGCAUGGGCUCAGAGUUGCUGCAAGAGCGAGGCCGUCGAGGAGAUCCUGGACCCGCACUUGAGGGGGGCAAUCGCCCCCGAGUGUCUCGACAGGUUCUGCGAGAUUGCCAUGAGCUGCUUGCAGGAAGAGGGGCCCAAGCGGCCAUCCAUGAAUGACAUUGUGUGGGGCCUCGAGUUCGCACUACAGCUGCAGGUAAGCGCAGAGCAGGAGGUGAUGGACCAUGUGGGUGCGUCCGUGCACGAUGCCGAUGACAACGACGAUGACGCGGUUCCGAUUGGAGGCAAUUCGAUGAGCCGCAGCGAUGAGGUGUUCAUGUAACAGCCAAAAAUUUCCCAUAUUCGAUAAUAAUAUUUAGGAUUAAUUUUCAUAAUUUGAUCAUUAGAAUACCGAGGCAGUAUAAUUAAGUUGAUAGAAUUCGAUGUGUAUGUUAGUGGUGUCGAAUUGUCAAUUCACUGCCAAAUAUUGCCAAAGUUUGGCAUGUUUCGAUUUUAUAUUUAAAGAUAUUUGAAUUUUAAAUUUAUUA
Eucalyptus grandis is the source of this 3011-nucleotide messenger RNA. RefSeq names its product receptor-like protein kinase FERONIA. Gene Ontology annotation, biological process: protein phosphorylation. Gene Ontology annotation, molecular function: ATP binding; protein kinase activity. The transcript has a single exon. The coding region runs from base 242 to 2806 and encodes 854 amino acids. NCBI's taxonomy places the organism in Eukaryota, Viridiplantae, Streptophyta, Magnoliopsida, Myrtales, Myrtaceae. The record is from RefSeq and is a predicted model, not a curated record.